Closterium sp. NIES-67 is the source of this 3318-nucleotide messenger RNA. NCBI's taxonomy places the organism in Eukaryota, Viridiplantae, Streptophyta, Zygnematophyceae, Desmidiales, Closteriaceae. The record is from the annotation of a GenBank genome assembly.
CACAUGGCAGGAAGUUGCUAUUUUGCCACGAAACAGGAUGUGGGCCACUAUUUGAUCUGGUAGUUAUUACUGGAACUUGCGCCUAUUCCUUGAAGCUAUUCCUGGCAAUUCCUAGUACACGUGAUAAGCGCCCACACUCAACACUCAACACUCAACUCUCCAUCUCCAGUCGAGAUCGACGGCCGUCCUCUCACUCUGCGGCGGAAUCGGCUCCGUGAUAUGCGGCGGAUGGAGUGAGGAGGAGGCCGAUUUCGGAGUCGCCUCGAUACUGGCUCACUGAGCAAGCUAGUCCAAGAAGCUCCCUGAUUCUUGGGCUAGCCAGUGCCAGUUAAACAUAUCUGGCCCUGGCUUGUCUUCCGUGCUGCAUCCGUGCGAGUUAGGCCAUGGAGUGGGGCGGGGAGGAGGAGGACCUAUCACUCUUCGACGCGGACGAUGACGAUUUCCGCGAAGCUGCCGAGGUGCGGCCGGCCCUUAUCUCGUCCCUCGUCCGGCCGCUUGCACUCUCCGCGCAGUCCGCUGCAACUCCCGCCGCAACUCGCACCGCGAGUUCCGACGAGGAUCCCACUUGGGAGGUUUCCGAACCAGCCGUACCGUCAGAGUCGGAGGCUACCCCUGGCGCUGCUACAAAGCUGAUUGUCGUUCCCGAUCCGGUUAGGGAGGCUCGGAUUGGGGAGGUUUGGCAGGGCGGAGCAGGCGGAGGAGAAGCGGAGGGCGAUGGGGGAAGGGUGGGGCAAGGUGGUGCGCGCGGGGAAGAUGGGGAGGGAGGUGGAACCGGGGGAGGUGGAACCGGGGGAGGUGGAACCGGGGGAGGUGGUGAUUCAAGGGAGGUGGAUGGGACGGAUUCUGGUGUUUCUACUAACACGAUUGAGGAAGACUCAGGAGAAGAGGGUAGGGAAGUGGAGGGGAAGGGUCUGUCAAACGAGGGUACUACUAACGAGGGCGUUGUUAACGAGGAUGAGUCAGAACCGGAAACGCCAGGGAAGGAGGGAGAGGAGGGGUCCAAGGAGAGGGAUGAUACGAAUGCAGCGGUAGAGAGGGGUGCAGAGGAGCGUUCAGAGGUGGGUAGGAGCACAGAGGGCGGGAGAAAGAAGAAGAAGAAGGGACGAGGGAGGAAGGCGAGCCAGGCAGCGCAAACUACAGACUCAAGUAACGACUUGGCACGGCCUAAGGAUGCCACUGGCGGAGGUCAAGGUCGUGCUGUGCCACAGACGAAGCCUCCGGAUAUGGUGUCUCAAGAAGUAGCAGCCGGCGACGCAGCAGCCCAAGACGUACUGUCCCGAGAAAUAGUGUGUCAAAACAGAGGAUCGCUAGAGGGCGUAGUGCAACAAGGCGUUGUUUCUGAAAAGGUAUCAUUGCUCGAGCUCGAGCAAGCAAGGGCUGCUUUGGCGCAGGAGAAAGCUGCUAGGGUAGCUGCAGAGGAGGAGGCGAAACGGGCAGAAAGAAAAGCUUCCUGCGCAGCGGAGGAAGCUACCCGGGCGGCGGACGGGCAGAGGCGGGCAGAGGCUGAACGGGCAGAAAUGGAGAAAACAAAAACUGAGAUGCUGAAGAAACUGCGGCAUAUAGUGGAAGAGGCGGUGAAGAGAAAGAAGGUGGCAGAGGAGGAAAAAGCCGCUGCCGAAGGGGCUGCCGCAGCUGCGGUGAAGGAUCGGAACGAGGCUCGGAAGGAGCGGGACGAGGCUCGGGGAGAGAGGGACAGGGCUAUACAGGAGAAAGAGAGAGCAGUUAGAGAAAGAGACGCGGCAGUUGGCAAAAUGGAACGGCUUGUAAAGGAGCGGGAUAUGGUGGUGAGGGAGAGGGAGAGCGCAGUUAAGGAGAUGAGUAGCCAGAUGAGUAAAGAGAGGGAUGCGGUGGUGAAAGAGAGGAAUGUGGCCGUGCAGCAGAGACAGGCGGCUGUGAGGCACUUAGAGGCGUUGGAGGGUUCUGCUGCUUGUGCCGUGGGGAGGCUGGCGAGGGAAGCGCAGCGGAUCGAGCGGAUGUUCGAUGUGAAGUUUGAAGAUGCGAAGGCGGAUGGUGAGAGGACGGAGGAGGGAAGUAGUGGCAGCAGUAGCGGUACUGGUGGUGCUGCUGGGAGCAGUGGUGGGAAUGGUGCUGCUACAGGAGCAGGAGAAGAGGCAGCAGCAGCGGCAGCAGCAGGUGCAGGGGGAGGGGCAGCAGCAGAGAGAAAGGACGACGCGGGAGCGGGUUUUGAAAGUGGAGUGCAGAGGAUCCUCGCCCUAGUAGACCUAGUGGCCAAGUCAGUGCGGCGGCAGCGGGAGGAGAUGGAAGAGAGGGCAGUGGCCGUUGCCAUGGAGGUAUCUCAGCUCGAGGCUAAUGUGGCUGAUGCUAGGAGAGACGUGGAGAGAGCGAGGAAGGAGGGCGAGGAGGAGGUGGAGAGAGCGAGAAAGGAAGGAGGCACGGAUGAGAUUCGGUGGGUGGAGAGACGACUGGAAGAGGCAGAGAGGGCAGAGAGGGAGUGGAGGGGCAGGGAGAGAGCCGCCCAGAAUCGUGCUGUUGGAGCCGAAGCCAGGCUGGCAGGCAAGGAGCGAGAACUGCAGCUAUUGCUGCAAGAUAUGGAUGAGGAGAGGAGGGCGAGGAAGGAGGAGAUGGAAGCGACAAGGCAUGAGCUCCAAGUGGCGGAAGAAGAGUUGCGGAAGGAGAGGGAGGCAGGUGGUAGACUGAGAGAGGCAAUGGAGGAGUUGCAGAAGGAGCUGCUGGGAGCAGGUGAACAGAUCACGUCACUGCAAGCCAGCCUGUCGGAGUGUGAGGCGGAGGCGGGGAGAUGGAGGGAGGCUGCUAAGGAGGAGGCAGCAGCGGGGACAGCAGUGGCGGAGGAGAUGGAAGAAAUGAGAGGGCAGCUCCUCAGCCUGGAAGGGGAGGCUGACAAGUGGCAGAGAGCUGCAGAGGAGGCACAAGCGAUGCUGACGUCACGCGAUGAGCUGGCGGCAGCAGCAGUCGCCGCCCGGGAAGCAGCCGAGCGGUCGCUCCGGGCGGCAGACAGACGGGUGGCGGAGCUGCGCGAGCGAGUGGAGGAGCUGCAGCAGCAGCUAGAGGACGAAACGACCCACCGUGGCGGUGCGAGGGGGGGCGGCUGUGCUGCUGUUGGCCGUGGUGGUCGCUGGGAGGAGGAAGAGGAAGGGCAAGCGGGGAGGUAGGAGGUAGGGGCAUGGAGGAUGACGAAGAAGGAAACGCUUUAGAGCAGCUAAUGGUGCCACUUGUGUAAUACCACAUCAAUAAGGGUAUGUUUGUCCAGCAAUAUUUUGUUGGCGGUAUGGUGUACACUCUACGUUAUGUUACCGUCCUAACCAAAGCAUGCUAGAAGAAUAUAAUGCUCAGCGUUGC